UCAUUUCAGGCCAGCCCGGAGACGGAGACCCUUUGAAACGUAAAUACCGGCCUCAUGGCCUUGCGUGCGUCCGUCAGCACUGUCACCAGGGCAGCAACUCGUUUAGGCCAGCACUCUGCGCGGCCGGUCCGCCCUCUCGGGGCCCGCGUCGUCACUCGUGCCAUGAGCGGCGAGGAGGCUGCGGCCAAGGCCGCUGCUCACCUCGCGGACACGGAGCCUCCUACGAUCUUUGACAAGAUCGUUUCCAAGGAGAUUCCUGCCAACAUCAUCUAUGAGGAUGACGAGGCCCUGGCCUUCCGCGAUAUCCAGCCCCAGGCCCCCGUGCACUUCCUGGUCAUCCCCAAGAAGCGCAACGGGCUGACGCGGCUGAGCAAGGCCUCGCCGGAGCACAAGGCGCUGCUGGGGCACCUGAUGUGGGUGGCGCAGCACGUGGCCAUGAAGGAGAACCUUGGCGACGGCUUCCGUGUGGUCGUCAACGACGGCCCCAACGGUUGCCAAAGCGUGUACCACCUGCACCUGCACAUCAUGGGUGGCCGCCAGCUGACCUGGCCCCCGGGCUAAAUGGAGCUAGGCCUUGCCCGUUGCGCUGCCGUGUGCGGGCGGUUACUGGGGCGUUGGCAGCCGGCAUGAAGAACACGAGUGGUUGGGUACUCGAGGAGCAGUGUGUGUUUGUGGCCGUCGUCGGCGGAGCUCAUGCGCUUUUGGAGCAUUGACGGGCGAGCGGGCGGCGGUCGCUGUGGUUGGCAAGGGCUGUAACAGUGUCCGCGUUG
Chlamydomonas reinhardtii is the source of this 770-nucleotide messenger RNA. RefSeq lists its product as uncharacterized. Gene Ontology annotation, molecular function: hydrolase activity. The transcript has 6 exons. Lineage: Eukaryota; Viridiplantae; Chlorophyta; Chlorophyceae; Chlamydomonadales; Chlamydomonadaceae. The record is from RefSeq and is a predicted model, not a curated record. Gene Ontology annotation, cellular component: cytoplasm. The coding region runs from base 163 to 561 and encodes 132 amino acids.